AUGACUGAUCCCAAACCGAUGUACGAACCAGGUGAAGAUCCAGACUUGGUGAUCAAUCACGAACGAGGACUAAGCCAGCACGGUUCCAUCUGUCAAUUGCGACGUCUACUGGCGAUUACUCGAGCUUCUCGCUCAAUUUUGCGUUUCACUAACGUUUGUCUGAUGAUCGACCCAAUGAUCCUGGCUGAGUCUGAAAGGAGAUGCAGUACGCUAGCUGGAUGA
Molecule: messenger RNA, 222 nt
Organism: Plasmopara halstedii
Lineage: Eukaryota; Oomycota; Peronosporomycetes; Peronosporales; Peronosporaceae
Exons: 2
Coding region: 1-222 (73 amino acids)
Source: RefSeq, a predicted model, not a curated record